CUUCUGCUCUCAUUCCAGUCGGAGAAGACACGGCGGGCGGACGGACGGACGGCCAGCAAACGAAGUACGGCGACGAAAAAGUAGCGGGCAUUGUUGAGACUAAAUCUCUAGUUACAUAACUGGACUACUUUUUUCAACCACCAUUGUUGGAUUUUUUUUAAAAACUCGGAAGAGAAUCAUCCUCUUAUCUCUCAACUCAAAAUGGAGAACGGCGACAACAAAUAUCUUCCUGAGCUGUUGGCGGAAAAGGACAGUCUGGACUCGUCGUUCACGCACGCCAUGAAACUUUUAAACGCAGAAAUUGACAGGAUCCAAAAAGGUGAACCCAAGAAGGACGAGUCUGACAUGUACUUGGAUCUUUUCGCAACAAAGAACAUGAAACUUAAGGAGCGAAUCCUCAUACCUGUCAAACAGUACCCCAAGUUCAACUUUGUGGGCAAGAUUCUGGGACCCCAAGGAAACACCAUCAAGCGUCUGCAGGAGGAGACCGGAGCAAAGAUCUCUGUGCUGGGCAAGGGCUCAAUGAGAGACAAAGCAAAGGAGGAGGAGCUAAGGAACGGCGGCGAGCCAAAGUAUGCACACCUGUCGAUGGAGCUGCAUGUGUUCGUGGAGGUGUUUGCCCCUGUGCCCGACGCCUACCUGCGCAUGGCACACGCCAUGGAAGAAGUCAAGAAAUUCCUGUUCCCUGAUGUGACUGAUGAUAUCUGCCAGGAGCAAUUCAUGGAGAUGAGUUACCUGAACGGAGGCCAGGAGCACGGAGGCAGAGGGAGAGGACUGCGGGGACGGGGCGUCCCCCCAGGACUGCACAGGGGAAGGGGAAUGCCGCCACGUGGAGCCGCCGCCACCCGGGGAGCCAGAGGCGGCGCAAUGAGGGGCGCCCUGCCGGGCCGAGGAGGGCCCGGUGCUGUAUCUGCCAGGGGAGUUGCAGCAGCCCGUGCCAGGCCGCCAGCUGCCGGGCCCCCACAGAGGAUGCCACCCCACCAGCACACUCCUGCUGCAGCCGCCGAGAGCUACGAGGAAUAUGGAUACGAAGAGAGCUAUGACGGGGUGGCCUACGAGUCGUACGACAGCUAUUACAGUCAGCAGCAGGCAGAGCCAGAAUACUACGACUACGGACACGGAGAAUCUGCACAGUCAUAUGAUACUUAUGCCCAGGAUAAUUGGAACGGGACACAGCGAGCAGCUCCAGGCAAAGCCCCGCCUUCUUCCAGAGGUGCCAAGACGCCUUACAGGGAUCACCCAUACAGAGCGUACUGAAGCGAGCCCCGCCCCCCCCCUUACAGUGUUACCUGUCGUCAGUGGCAGCUGUCGCUUUAAGCAGCCCGACACAAGUAAUUGUCCGUUUUGGCUUUGGUUUCUUUUUUGUUUUUUAUUUUUAACAUUGGACUUUCUACAAGAUUGGGACUGAAAUUCUGUGUGUGAUUUGACUAUAAUCAACCCACAUUCCCCUAAAACACACACACUUAUACACAAGCAACCAAAGUGGCUGUUAGAGGGUUUUUCUUUUCCCCGCCCUUUUAUUUCUGUUUUUCUGACCAUUUCCACCCCUCUGGCUUUCUUGGCAUUGUUUUUUUUAAAAGACUGUUUUGUAAUAGUAAUUUCAAGUUGAAAUAGUGGCUCGUACUCCACCUGUCUUAAAGAAUCCAUUUUAGUUGUUUUUUUAAACAAAGAAUCUGUCGAGGUUCAGUUGCAGAUUCCCAUUUAGGCUACAUUUCAAAAUUCUGUUAAUGUAGUUGAAUAAAAGACCUUUUUAAACCUGUAAUAUAGAAACACAAAAGCAAAUAUAAAAUGAAGUGAAGGAUAAAGUUAAUGGAAUUCA
Dunckerocampus dactyliophorus (ringed pipefish) is the source of this 1819-nucleotide messenger RNA. RefSeq names its product KH domain containing, RNA binding, signal transduction associated 1b (gene khdrbs1b). Gene Ontology annotation, molecular function: mRNA binding; poly(A) binding. Bases 202 to 1257 code for a protein of 351 amino acids. Gene Ontology annotation, cellular component: nucleus. The record is from RefSeq and is a predicted model, not a curated record. The transcript is spliced from 9 exons. NCBI's taxonomy places the organism in Eukaryota, Metazoa, Chordata, Actinopteri, Syngnathiformes, Syngnathidae. Gene Ontology annotation, biological process: regulation of alternative mRNA splicing, via spliceosome.